CCACAAACGCGCCGUCGAAAGGAAGCGCAACCCUCAGAAACCACCGCGACACUUCUCUCGAAAGCCCUCCCAUACGCAGAGUUCACCUGAUUGCCCCUAUCCGCCAUUAUGCAGCUCAAACUCGUCACUUUGACCCUGGCCGCGGCUGCCUCCAUGGUCAACGCGUACGCCAUCACUGGCAGCGAAGUCAACUGCCGUACCGGCCCCUCGACGAAUGAUAAGGUUGUCAGGUCUUACAACAAGGGGGACGAUGUCAAGCUCUCUUGCCAGAUCUAUGGUGAAGAUGUUAAGGGCAACUCCAUCUGGGACAAGACAACUGACGGCUGCUACGUCUCCGACUACUACGUCAAGACGGGCUCAAACAGCAUGAUCACCCGUAAGGAGAUCAUCUCCCGCGGUGAGUACUGGGUCUCACGCCACGUCCCAUACUCUAUGAACAAGGUGUACCCGGACCCUCAAGGCCGCAAAUACCGCACCGACUGCUCGGGCUUCGUCAGCAUGGCCCUGCAUGCCAAUUCGCCAGGCUACAGCACUGUCAGCCUCCCGGAGAUUGCCAAGGCUAUCUCAUGGAACGAUCUCAAGCCUGGUGACCUUGUUGGUACCCUUGGUCCUGGCACUGGCGGUGCCGCCGGCCACGUCACUCUGUUCCUUUCGUGGGCCGACAGCUCGAAGAAGGAGUACAAUACCCUUGAAUGCCGCGGCACCUACGGCUGCGUCAAGUAUAAGCGCCCUGUUGGUUGGAAGGAUGGCAGCUUCACCGCCAAGCCCUACAGGUACAUCCGUGUUGUGGACUAAGCGAGAGGAUACGACUUUGCGAUUGAACAGGGAGGGGAUAGAUUCUUGGAUACCUGUAUGAUACUGGAGGAAAGCAAGGGGAUGGGGAAGGAGGCGCGGUCAUGAGGCGAAUAUUGCUCAGUCGACCAGAGAAAGCUCUUGCUCUGUCUUUUGCGGGAAGGAGGCCUCUUAUUAUUUAUCUUUCAGUGUUGUAUUUAAGAGUGAGCCAGCUAUAGAGGCGAUGGCCCUAGAAUUAGCUUUCUGAGAUUUCAAGACCUAAAUUGCAAACCACAUUCGUUUCUGUCU
Messenger RNA from Aspergillus novofumigatus IBT 16806, 1080 nucleotides. RefSeq names its product putative NlpC/P60-like cell-wall peptidase. The record is from RefSeq and is a predicted model, not a curated record. The coding region runs from base 109 to 795 and encodes 228 amino acids. Lineage: Eukaryota; Fungi; Ascomycota; Eurotiomycetes; Eurotiales; Aspergillaceae. The transcript is spliced from 2 exons.